Myripristis murdjan (pinecone soldierfish) is the source of this 2308-nucleotide messenger RNA. RefSeq names its product NLR family CARD domain-containing protein 3-like. Lineage: Eukaryota; Metazoa; Chordata; Actinopteri; Holocentriformes; Holocentridae. The transcript is spliced from 3 exons. The record is from RefSeq and is a predicted model, not a curated record. The annotation marks the transcript as partial.
GGGCAGAGCAGAGUCUGCAGUGUCCAGCUGUCUGUCCAUGAAGAGCGACCGGUCUAAAGAUCAACCUCCAUACUUCAGUGCUGAACCUGGACCUUCAGACACAAAGGACAGGAAGAGGAGUCGAGGUGAUGUGAAGGAGCAGCUGUCCUGCUGUGCUUUGUGUCAGGAGCUCCUGGGGGAUCCAGUUUCCACCAGCUGUGGACACUGGUUCUGCAGACGGUGCAUCACCUCAUACUGGGACCAGUCUGAUCCAUCAGGAGAUCCUGCCUGUCCCCAGUGUGGAAAAAGAUCCAGAACAAGUCCUGGACUGCAGACACCCAGUCAAACCAGCCCAGUGGACGGCGGUCUGCAGGAGGUUUUAGACGAGCAUAAGAUCAGUCUGAGGAGGAGAUGUGAAUUUGUGACAGAAGGAACUGCUGCAGCAGGAAGUGGAACCCCCCUCAACAGGAUCUACACUGAGCUCUACAUCACACAGGGACGGAGGGAAGGGGUUAAUACCCAACAUGAGGUGUGGCAGCUGGAGACAACAUCCAAGAUGGAGACCCUCAGUGACACUCCAAUCAAGUGCCAGGACAUCUUUAAACCCUUACCUGGCCAAGACACACACAUCAGAGUAGUUGUGACGCAGGGCGUUGCUGGCAUUGGAAAAACCUUCUCAGUGCAGAAGUUCACUCUGGACUGGGCAGAGGGCUUGGAAAACCAACAUGUCAGUCUUGUGGUUCUGCUUUCGUUCCGGGAGCUGAACUUGAUCAAAGAUGAGCGCUACUGUCUUCUCCAGCUGCUCCGUGUUUUCCAUCCAACAUUACAGAUGGUCACAGCAGAGAAGCUCGCCAUCUGUAAAGUCGUGUUCAUCUUCGACGGCUUGGAUGAAAGCAGGUUUUUAUUGGAUUUCCUGAACAAUGAGGUCAUAUCUGAUGUCACACAGACAUCAUCAGUAGACGUGCUGUUGACAAACCUCAUCAAGGGGAAUCUGCUUCCCUCGGCUCUCCUCUGGAUAACUUCCAGACCUGCGGCAGUCAAUCAGAUCCCUCCUACAUGUGUCGACAGGGUAACAGAAGUCCGAGGGUUCACUGACCUCCAGAAGGAGGAGUACUUCAGGAGGAGAUCCGGUGAUGAGAAGCUGUGCAGCAGAAUCAUCUCACACAUCAAGGCGUCCAGGAGCCUCCACAUCAUGUGCCACAUCCCAGUCUUCUGCUGGAUCACUGCUGCAGUUCUGGAGCACAUGUUGACUACAGAGCAGAGAGGAGAGCUGCCCAAGAGCCUGACUGAGAUGUACUCACACUUCCUGCUGGUUCAGACACAGAGGAAGAGGCAAAAGUACCAUGAGAGACAUGACAGGAGUCAGCAUGAGCUGAGGAAGACUGACAGGGAAGUUCUUCUGAAGCUGGGCAGGCUGGCGUUUGAACAUCUGGAGAAAGGCAACCUGAUGUUCUACCAAGAAGACCUGGAGGAGUGUGGUCUUGAUGUCAGAGAGGCCUCGGUGUACUCAGGAGUGUGCACAGAGAUCUUCAAAACCGAGUGUGUGCUCUUCCAGAGAAAAGUCUACUGCUUUGUUCAUCUGAGCAUUCAGGAGUUUCUGGCUGCAGUCUACAUCUUCCACUGCUACACCAACAGGAACACAGAGGUACUGGCCAGAGUCAUGAGAACACACAAGAAUAAAGGUGUUGACAAAAAGCCAUCGUUGGAUAUCUUCCUGAAGACAGUCAUGUCUGAAGCCCUGCAGAGCAAAAAUGGUCACCUGGACCUCUUUGUCCGUUUCCUUCAUGGCCUCUCACUGGAGUCCAACCAGAAGCUCUUAGGAGGCCUGCUGGGUCGGACAGAGAGCAGACCAGAAGACAUCCAGAAAGCCAUCAGAAACCUGAAGAUGAGUCGAGCAACAGUUAUCUCUCCUGACAGAUACAUCAACAUCUUCCACUGUUUGAUGGAGAUGAACGACCUCUCAGUAAAUCAGGAUAUCCAAGAGUUCCUGAAGUCAGAGAACAGAUCAGGGAAGAAACUCUCUGCGAUCCAGUGCUCAGCUCUGGCCUACAUGCUGCAGAUGUCAGAGGAGGUUUUGGAUGAGUUGGACCUGAAGGCGUACAACACAUCAGAUGAGGGUCGACGGAGACUGAUCCCAGCUGUGAGGAACUGCAGGAAGGCUCGACUGAGUGACUGCAGCUUGACAGAGAGCAGCUGUGCUUCUCUGGCCUCGGCUCUGAAGUCCAACCCCCAUCUGACAGAGCUGGACCUGAGUGAGAACUGGCUGCUACAGGAUUCAGGAGUGGAGCUGCUGUCUGCUGGACUGAAGAGCCCAAACUGCAGACUGAAG